UYAUUCAUUCACCASAGACUACCGCCGACAAAGUACCCCACAAAUUGCUAGCAUAUUUUACAACCCUUCCRCCAUGAGAUCUCAAACAUCUUACUCUAUCUAUGCAUGUGCCGCAUUCCUCUCGUUGGUGACCAGCGGUUCUGCCGAGUCGACCGGCAAGCCRCAGAGUAUGCACGCCACAGUCCGCCGCUUGCAACAAACGCAAAAACAGAAGCAGCAACAAACCAUCCAAGUCGACRCCGACGACGARAACGACAGCAAGACCUGCAUUAUCGAUGGCGAUGUUAGGUGCACAUCGACCUAUUAUGUGUACAAAGAAUUCGAAGACGGUGGUGUCACGUUUGCGCAGGCACGGGCGGCAACCGGCUACGAUGCCGACCUAGAAAGCUGCGUGCUAGCUCCCAUUUAUUCCUACCAGGAUCUGCUGGACAUUUCCGAUGUGAUUCCGCCGUGCAAGGCUGCGUACACGGCAGCGUACAAAGAUCCCCUCACUGUCUACCGUGAAUCGAAGACCUGCCUGGACGACGGCCGCAUUCCCUUCAACUGCGACUUUUCCACACUCGGAGGAACACUGGGUGCGUUGUGGGGGGACGAGUAUCGGUCGGUAACCACCCAAAAGAUGGGUGAAUUUGGCUCGUGCUCUCUUUCGGAGUGGUUUGGAGACGGCGAAUUCAUUGCGGGGGGCCAYGUCUGGUGCCCCGCCCUGCGACAGAACUGGUUUAACCUGGGAARCAAAAAGGASGGGGGCGCAAUCCCACCCGAGGUUUGGAACGAGGGCGAUUCGUCCUUCUGCGGGGACGGACCGAUCCAAAAUGCCGCUGCCGCCUUCGCGACGGAUUAUACCUCUUCGAAGCCGACCGCCGCCCUCAAGGCAGUCAACAGCGGAGAAUAUUUGCCUGGAGCCGUCUACAAGUGCUGCCAGGACGUGGUUACUUGCUACGAGGGCRAAUAAUUGGAAUGGAAUUUUGAGAUUGCCUUUCAGAAAUUCUUCAGAGCUGUAAAGAUGGCGAAAAGAAGACGUGUACAGCWUGAUCCAAGGAACUAGUCUCUGAUCUGUAAUAAUAAAAAUGUUGUAUU
Molecule: messenger RNA, 1077 nt
Organism: Pseudo-nitzschia multistriata
Lineage: Eukaryota; Bacillariophyta; Bacillariophyceae; Bacillariales; Bacillariaceae
Source: the annotation of a GenBank genome assembly